Molecule: messenger RNA, 1295 nt
Organism: Cuscuta campestris
Lineage: Eukaryota; Viridiplantae; Streptophyta; Magnoliopsida; Solanales; Convolvulaceae
Source: the annotation of a GenBank genome assembly
GGACGAAAAGAAGAAGAGCUUUUUCCCCAAGACAGCGCCCAUCGUCUUCCUUCUUCGGCAAUCAAUGAACUGAAGAUUUGGAACCUCUGAGUUGCGCCCUUUCCGGAAUCUCUCUUUUCCUUGACGUUUGAGUAAAGCCUGUAAGAGAUCAUUUCUUCCGAUUCUUUGAAUUUCACUGCUCAUCGGCUCCGCGGCGAAUCUCAGAUGUAAUGCGCCGCUUUCCGUGACGUGCUCGAGAUUGUCAAUUUUAUUUUAUAUAAAUUGAAAAAAUGGCGGUUCGUAAGCUCGUUCUUCAAUUGCGCCCUAGAGGACUCAAUCCGUCUCCAGUUGGUUCUUCCUCGCAUACGAAUAAGUUCCGAUCGAGAGGCGUUUGUGACGCCGAUUCGUUCAUUCCGCCGCCUUCUAUGCAUUCACCGAACAGAUGCGAUUUUAGGUCGUUCUCGGAGCUUGUUAAACCUAGUGGAAAUCGUGCCUUUCUAGUGGAUACGCUUGCUCUGGUGAGGGGAUUAGAAGCACAUGGGGUGCCUUCAAAGCAGGCAGAGGCAAUAACAUUUGCAAUUACGAAAGUUCUGAAUGAUAGUUUGGAAAAUAAUGCACGUUCUUUGGUUUCAAAGGCGGAUAUGCAGAAGUCUGAGAUGCUCCAAGAAGCCAACAUUUCCAAGUUUAAAUCAUCAGUGCAGAGCUCUCAGGAACACCAUUUUUCUCUGUUGCAACGUGAGACUGAAAAGCUCCUAAAUGACAUUGAGAAAAUGCGAAGUGAACUGAGGUAUGAGGUUGAUAAGCUCACUGCUGGCCAGCGAUUGGAUUUAAAUCUUGAAAGGGGGCGCAUACGUGAUGAGCUUGCAAAGCACAAUGCAGAAACUACUAACCUUACCAGCAAGCUUGACCGAGAAAUUCAAGAACUGAGGGCUCAACUUGAAGCAGCAAAGUAUGAAGUCAUCAAAUAUUGCAUCGGAACACUUGUGUCCAUCUCUGCAGUGGGCCUUGCCGUAGCUCGUGUAUAUUUGUGAGCGCACUUAAGGAAUGAAUUGGCAAUUCUUUGAGCCCAUUGCGGGAUGUGCCUUGGAGAAAAGGUAUUGGUUUAGAAUUUGAUGUUUCAUAGUUCAUACUUGGGGCUUGAGAUUUUUUAAAUCCCCUCUUCUGGAACUAUUGUAAUCUCUCACUUUUAUUAGGAUCAAAUUUCAAAGUUCGGAAAAAACAACUGUAAUCCUCGCAACUUAUAUUUUUUCACAUCAAUUGUAAUCCUCACUGUCUUUUUAUAAGAACAAUUGUAAUCCUCUUAACUUGGGUUAAAA